AUGUACAGGUUCCUGCAAUCACUUGGUUUGGCCCAGCAGGCCCCUCAGGCCGGACCCCAGGCAACAGCUCAGGCAACAGCUCAGGCAACAGCUCAGGCAUCCCAAGCAACACCCCAGGCAACAGCUCAGGCACCCCUGGCACCCCAGGCAACAGCUCAGGCACCCCAGGCAACAGCUCAGGCACCCCAGGCAACAGCUCAGGCAACCGCUCAGGCAUCCCAGGUGACCCGGCAGCAGGCAGCGGACCAGACACCGUCAACGUCAAGGUCUUCUUCUUCUUCCUCGACGCCCUUUGCCACCCCGAUGACGACCACACCGGCACCAACGAGGCGGACAGCAGUGGCACGUCAUCGGGGGGCGGCGCCAUUGAAUCUUGUCGAGGCUGAACUCCUCCAGCUCCGCGAGGAGAACAGGCGAGUCCUUGAGGAAAACCGACGACUCAACGAGGAGAAUCGUCUACUGAAGGAGGAAAACAGGCGAUUGAAAGCAAAUGUAAGGUGUCCCGUCGACAGCAACGUCAGCAGCAACGGUAACGGCGACAGCACCGACGACAACAGCGACAGCAACGACGACAUCAGCGGCAACAACGUCGACGUCAGCGGCAGCGUCGACGUCAGCGGCAGCGUCGACGUCAGCGACCCCGUCGACGUCAGCGGCACCGUCAACAUCAGGGGCACCGUUGACGGCAGUGACUCUCGGCACUUUGGCAACACAGACGGUUCCAAUUGUGAGUAUACUAUGUGGUUAAUUCUCAUUGACAGUAAUCAGGUCGUCAAUAACAGGAUGCGCGACCAGAGACAUAGGCAGAGGACCGUCACCAUGGUUAGACAACAGCAACAGCAACAGCAACAACAAAGGCAACAACAAAGGCGAGAGGAACAGCUGAGGAUGGCUCGCGAACAUCAACGGCAACAGCAACAGCAGCAGCAGCAACAACCAUACCAGACCCUGAUGCGUAUAUUAGAUGAGGCGCAGAGGACUUCGAGACGAGGACGCGUCCGAAAACCUGCUGGUGUUGUCCAGAUGUCCUUGGGAGGAGGCAUGACAAGUGUGCUGACAGGCUACCUUCUCCGCCAAUGA
Haliotis rufescens (red abalone) is the source of this 1080-nucleotide messenger RNA. RefSeq lists its product as uncharacterized. The record is from RefSeq and is a predicted model, not a curated record. The transcript is spliced from 6 exons. The coding region runs from base 1 to 1080 and encodes 359 amino acids. Lineage: Eukaryota; Metazoa; Mollusca; Gastropoda; Lepetellida; Haliotidae.